Messenger RNA from Plasmodium gonderi, 855 nucleotides. RefSeq names its product ER lumen protein retaining receptor 1. Gene Ontology annotation, biological process: protein retention in ER lumen. NCBI's taxonomy places the organism in Eukaryota, Apicomplexa, Aconoidasida, Haemosporida, Plasmodiidae. Bases 1 to 855 code for a protein of 284 amino acids. The record is from RefSeq and is a predicted model, not a curated record. Gene Ontology annotation, molecular function: ER lumen protein retrieval receptor activity. The transcript is spliced from 5 exons. Gene Ontology annotation, cellular component: membrane.
AUGAAAGGAGUUAAUGAUUUUAUGAGAAAAGUAAACGAUGUGGAAAAAAUGAAAAGAUAUUUGUCAGAUCACAGCGCGUCCAUAAAAAUAUACUGCUUUUUCGCUGUAGUAAUAUUUAUAUUUUAUCAUUUGUUUUCUGAUGGAGAUUUUUCCUUUCUGCUGACUCUGUCUUCUGUGAUUAGUAUGUUCUCCUUCCUAAUGGUAUUUUUAAAAAUAGAAAUGAAUAAAUCAUGUGCAGGUGUAUCUUUAAAAAUGAUGGAAUGUUAUGUUGUUCUUAACACUGCCAGACUACUGUCCAUUGUGCCAUUCGAAGGAUACCUACCUUAUGACAAAAGUGGUGAUUGGUUAUAUCAGUUGGUUGAAGCUAUUUCUUUAUUUAUCAAUUGUUGUAUUGUGUACUUGUGCAGGUACAAAUACAAAAAUACCUACGAUAGCUCGAACGAUAUUUUUAAUAACCUGUUUUUAAUUAUCCCUGCCUUUGUAAUUUCCAUCUUUGUGCACCCCUCGUUGAACUCCUUUCUCCCGGCUGAUGUUGCCUGGUCAUUUGCGUUAUACUUAGAAUCAGUGUGUGUGUUACCACAGCUGUCCAUGUUUCAGAAGGAGGGCAAAGUUGCAGCAUUUACCACUCAUUUCCUCGCGUCACAGGCGUUUUCGAAGGUUUUGUCUUUUCUCUUUUGGAUAGUGUCAUAUAGGGAGUUGAACUCUUCGGAUAAUAUUAUUAAAUCAUAUGUGGGAGUUUGGGUUGUAAUAAUGCAAAUUGUUCAGUUGUUACUCAUGGGUGACUUCAUAUAUCAUUACAUUCGAUGUCUGAGCAAAGGAGUUUCUUUCGAUAAUUUAUUGAAUGAAAAUGUUUAA